Messenger RNA from Hymenoscyphus albidus, 5262 nucleotides. NCBI's taxonomy places the organism in Eukaryota, Fungi, Ascomycota, Leotiomycetes, Helotiales, Helotiaceae. The record is from the annotation of a GenBank genome assembly.
CACCAGCAAGGCUGCCCUUUGAAGAAGUACCCUCUUAUCUUCACACUUCCAUGGAUCUUUGAGGAGAGUGAAGGGGAUCUUGAGAUAUAUUGGGUUUCUCAAUACCAGGGCUAUUACUGGUUGUAAGCGAGUCAACUUCUUCACCACCAACGACAAGCUACCCAGGCACCCAGGUACAUCAGCCAUUACAAAACUUCACAGUUACCCCACGGAGGUCAUUUGGAACCCACAGAUUGACAUUUGGGUUGGCUUGCCUUUUCUUAAAGAAAGGUGCUGAGAUUUGGCACUUUCGUGACCAUACGGACUUCGGCGCAUCGACCUAAAUGAGCAGUGGAACCAUGACCUAUUCUCGAUGAGCUCCUCUUCUGCAGAUAGCGAUAGUGGUGGUGAGGAGGAUACGAUUAAUGGGGAUGAUAAUGGGACAAGGCAAGAUGGCUUUAAUGUAGAGGAAAGCGAGGAUGGGAGCCAUGCAGAGGGAGAACGGAUCAGACAGCUGUUGGAGGAGGAAAGAGAGAACCCAGCAACACCACUACAAAUUACAAACGGAGUCAAUAGAUACAAGGCCAACAGAAUCGCAGAUAGUGCUUCAGAGGAUGGAUCGUUGGAUGCUUUACCAAGGAGGGCUCAGAGCCCGAUCGAAUCCGUCACGUCAAUACCAGAUGAUUCCCCAUCUGUUCAGGUACGCCAUUUUGGCUAGCUUUUAGAGUAGCCCAACUGAUUGUACUCGUAGGGUUCAAUAUUAUCUUCUCCGGCGGGAAGUAGUAUAUUGCCUUCAAUGGCAUCAAGACCCGGACUUGAAAGUCCAACCCCGUCCUUCCGACCAUUCGAUAGACGAUUUCAAUCUCGCCUAUCGAGCUCUACACUUUCCAUACCACGUCCUGCUUCUCCCACUCCUGCAUACCUCAAGAAUCAUAACAGGCAAAGUUCUAUAAGCAGCCAAAUACCACCUGAUUCUGGGGACACGGAUACCCCAUCCCCACCGUGGGAAGUAAUUAGAUGGACCAAACUCAAGAAAAUAAAUGGCCAGGCAUUUUCGGAACUAGGUAAACGUAAUUUUGGUGUACCGACCUGUAUAUCAGUCUCUGCUUCGAUUGUCUUGGGCACAUCGAAAGGAAUAAUCUUAAUUUUCGACUAUCACCAAAAUCUCAAAUCCAUAAUAGGGCUUGGAACUAAAGGUAGGUCUUGGGGGAUGUUACAUCAUGCUUAGUUUACUGACUGGUAUAGCAAUUGAAUCUGGAGCUAUUACUUCACUUGCCAUCUCGGCUGAUCAUUUGGUGGUAGCUGGGGGUCAUGCCAAUGGCAGUAUCUUCAUAUGGGAGGUUGCGAAAACUGCCCGUCCUUUUCUUCAUAUCCCGAGCCUAGAACCUGGCCAGAUGAUCAAUCGAACUGUCGAUGGCCAUAUCCCAGAUGUUCCUAUAAGACAUUUGGGGUUCCUUGGAACUCGACACACUGCACUCGUUUCUGCCGAUGAUCGUGGAAUGGCCUUUUCACAUCUUGCUACGAGAGGAAUGGGAGCCGUCGGACGGACUGUUAGGACGACCAGAAUAUUGGGUCGAUACCCCAACGAUGUAUCUACAACCGGGAAACCUCGAAAGCCAAGUACUGUGCUCGCAUUCUCGCCACUCCCUCUUGGAAAUGUGGAAAGAGGCACUGAUACUUUUGGACUGACAGCGAUGCUCACGCCGUACCUAUUGGUAAUUGUUUCUACAACGCCAAUAGCCCAAACACAGCAUAAAGCUGCGCGACCAAAGGAGGUCAUUGCCCAUAGUACAAUGAGUGGGUGCUUGGCCUGGUUUCCGGCCGUCAAACUAAAAGUCAAGCACCCUAAAACUGGCAGUGAUGUAUCAAAAGUGAAACUGGUGUAUUGUUGGUCGAACGUCCUUACUGUCCUGGAUGUAGAUGAAAUCGAAGCCCCCAGCAAGGACAAGCCUCCAAGUCUUACCUUUAAACCUCGCAGUAGAUGGAAAGCCGAUGAAGCGAUUGUUGCCGUUCAGUGGCUCAGCCGAUCCGUCCUGACUGUCUUGACCAUUACUCAACGUCUGAUCAUUCUUGAGGAUGGGAGUAUGCGAAUGACAGAAGCAUUUGACUUGGUUCAUAAGCAUAUCUUCCACCGGGACAUUUUCUCGAGUCAACUUCACAGCCUUGUAGAGCAAUUGGACGAAGAAGAUCCAUCAAUGCAUGGUGUGGUAGCUGAUGCUUUCUACAUGAGCUUCAAAGCCUACAAGGGACGAAUGUUCCUGCUCGGUUUCAAUGAUGUCUCUAUUGGCUCACUAUCGAAUUGGGCAGAUCGACUGAUAUCACUGAUGGAAGAGGGCGAUUAUAUCGGAGCCAUCCAGCUUGCAACCUCUUAUUACACUGGUGAUGCGGAUAAGUUGACGAUUGGUCUUCCAGAAGACACAGGUCUUCGCCAUACCAUGGUUCAGGACAAAUUGGUUGAGAUCAUGACGGCAUCUCUGAAAUUCGCCUUUAAUCAGCACCAAAAAGAAGCAGAUUUGAAGAAUCUUAGAGACCUGGCAGAGGCUUGUUUUGAAGCUUGUCUUAGCAUCGAAGAUAUUGACUUCUUGUUUGAUGAAGCUUGGGAGUGGUACGAGGAUGGCGAUGUAGAAGGCGUCUUUCUCGAAACUCUAGAGCCACAUAUUCUAGAGCGGAAGAUUGUCACUAUACCACCCACAGUUGUCAAGGCAAUGGUUACCCAUUUUGUGAGCGAGGGGCUUGAGAGCCGACUGGAAGAAAUGCUUUGUCAUAUGGAAACCAUGACACUUGAUAUCGAUCAAGUUACAAUGCUUUGCAAACAGCACAACCUCUACGAUGCUCUCAUCUAUGUUUGGAACCAGGCUCUGAGAGAUUACAUCACCCCGCUUAUAGAUCUUCUGGCUCUCCUCGUUCCUCUCAUCCAGAACGGAGACUCGCUUGCGAAUGCAAGUCUAAUGGACGACCCGAUAUUUGGGGUGAAUGCCCUGAAAAUGUUUCCAUACCUAUCAUACACAUUCACUGGUCGAGUUUACCCGACUGGGGACAGCCUAGAAGAUCAAGAUGCCAUGAAAGCAAAAGCAGAGAUUUACUGGUUUAUCUUUUCUGGUAAAACAAUCACUUGGCCCAAAGCAACAGGAAAGCCUUUCUUGACGCAGCCGAAUAAAAGAUACGAACCGUCAUUUCCGUACCUUAGGAUGAUUCUAAAAUUUGACGCCCCAAGCUUUUUGAGUGCUCUAAAUGAGGCAUUUGAAGACUCAUUUCUCAAUGAUACCCCAGAGCGAGCGGUCAACGGUGGUUCUAACAGAGACAUGCCGGAGGAACAUGUCUUCGGACUCUCAGUCAACCGACAAUAUAUUGUCACCAUCCUUCUCGAAGUCAUGAACCCGAACGACUUUGCGUCCGAGGAUACCAUUUACCUCGACAUGUUUAUAGCUCGUAACCUACCCAAGUUUCCUCAAUACUUGUUACUUUCAGGCAGUGCACUACACAAAGUCCUGGUCGGUCUCUGCAACUACCCGGGAGAUGAUCUAGCAGACGACGCACAAUUGAGUGUGGAAUAUUUGCUCUCCGUCUAUCACCCCCCGGAUAUCGCUUCUCUCCUGCCUCUACUACAAAAGGCAGGCUUCUACCGAGUACUCAAAAGCGUCUACAAAGCCGAUAAGCAAUACAGCAAACUGAUCCAGACUUAUUUUGAUGAUCCAGAAGACCGACAGAAGGUUUUUGAUUGUAUAGCCGACUGUUUGAAGCCACGUUCUGGUUUGACCAAGAGACAAAUUCGGGAUGUUCAUGAUGUGGUGGGAUCCCACGCGAAUGAUCUUGUCAAUCUUGAUGCUGUCAAAGCAGCUCAGAUAAUCGAUGCUUAUGUGCCUUCUUUGCAUGAGCAGUUCCUCGAUGCCCUACCCGACGAUUCGGAGGUCCAAUACACCUAUCUCCACACAAUUUUCGAACCGACUAUAGCAGAUACGGCAGAUGUCAAACCCUCAAGCCAUGGAGAAUUUACUGAGAGAUAUGUGCAGCUUAUGUGUAAGUUUGAUUCUGCACAUGUGGUCGAUUAUGUUGGGCUAGUGCAAGCAAGUGACUUGCACCUUGAGAAAGUGUUGCCUUAUAUGGAAGAAAGUGGCGUUGUGGAUGCUGCUGUAGUAUUAAUGGCGAGGGAUGGCCAGUUACAAGCUGCAAUGCGACGAUUGAUACAGCAUUUAAGGAAACUUGAGGCCAGUCUACUUGGUCUUCUGGGUGGUUCGGAUGAAGAUAUGCAGUCGGUACCCCUUGCUGAAGCGACAGAAGACCUUCUCGGUGCUCUUCAGAAAUAUACCAAUGUUGGAAUAUGGCUAUGCCAAGGGUUGGACAAGGUACCAUUUAUGAACUCUCCCUCAUCUCCAAUUCGAAAAAGGGCGCCUUCAAAGAAUGAGCUUCUCCCUGAUGAAGUUCUAUGGUUGGAUCUUAUCGAUGUCACUGUCCAGAUUACCCAGAAAGUCUCAGCGAGUUUACUGGACCUCAAAGAAUCAACAUCCACAGAAAUGGACUGCGAGAAACUGGUAUUCCAACUACGAACAAUUGUCCAGCGUUGCUUCACCGCAUUACUCACUUCUACAUCUUCGCCCACACCCUCAGGUGCUAGCCUAUCAUUCCUCCGAAUUCUUCGUGCCUUCCUGACGCGAGCCUCGAUCUCAUCUCCCAACCUAAGCGACCUUCGCGCAGUCCUUACCUCCAUCUUCUCCGCUUAUGCAUAUGAAGAAAGCAUCCUCAUUCUCGCCAACCGAUUACUAGAAAAAGACCUUUUCGUUAAUGUCAAAUCUGCUACCGCCCUUCGUCAACGAGGAUGGCGACCUCGUGGUUCCACUUGCGAAGGCUGUGGUCGACGGGUCUGGGGCCCAGGCGUCUCGGGCGACGUCUUUUCCAAAUGGGAAGAAAGACAAGAACAGGAUACUAAACGACGGAAAGACAAAAGUGCUGAAUUAGCAGGAGGUCAUUUGGAAAGAGGCAAAGGACGAGCCCAUGCGAGCAAUGCAAGUAAAACUAAUAUUCUGGAAACAGAAAGAGGGAAGGGGAAGGAUGUUGAAACCAGUGGAACUGAGGUUCCUGUAGGGGAUUUAGGUCCACUUGUUGUAUUGGCGUGUAGGCAUAUUUACCAUCAGUCUUGUUUGGAGGCUGUGCAGGCGGAGGAGGAGAGGGAGGGGGAUGGACAGGAGUUUAGAUGUCCUAUUGAUGGGUAAUUGGGGGGAUGAAGAACCACUUUACUGUUUAUAUGAGACUCAAGAGAUGAAUUGAGAUUCCUUUUCUAUUGAAAUG